AUGCCCCUCAUACCUGUUCACGUACCCCCUCUCCAGCUGCUCGACGAAGCGCACCAGGCUCUUGGGGAAAGCGUCGAGCACGGGGUACGCGGGGUUGGCGAAGUUUGUGGUGUGGAGCGCUUGGACGGACGUCUUGAGUUCCGCGAGCAUUCCGGGUACCUUGUGGUCGAAGUGUUUUUUGGCGGACAGGUGGGAGAGGAGGGUGGUCAGAGCGGAGUGGAUGGUGGAGAGUUGGGAGGGGUAUUGGGAGUUGGGGAGGUGUUUGGGGAGGUCGGCGGAGACGUAAGUGUGGAUGUGUUUCAGGUAGGCGAGGGAUUUGGCGGAGAGGGAUUGGAAAUUGGCGGGACGUUGCAACUUUUGCUUCACACCGCUAUAUCCGGAAUCCUUCCCGGCAAGUUUCUCGAUUCUUUUGCACAAUUGUUCAAGGCUUUGGGUGACUAUACUGUGUAA
Molecule: messenger RNA, 450 nt
Organism: Babesia ovata
Lineage: Eukaryota; Apicomplexa; Aconoidasida; Piroplasmida; Babesiidae
Product: Glycine dehydrogenase, putative
Exons: 2
Coding region: 1-450 (149 amino acids)
Source: RefSeq, a predicted model, not a curated record